UCACAUGCGAGGUUGGUGGUGGUGGGCUAGGCUUUAGGACCUGGAGGUGUGUUUUCCUUCAACUGUUAUUGGCUACCAUUGCCUUUCGUUCCACAGCUCCUCCUCCAGCCGAAGGCUGUUUACAAGGAGAGGAGCUCUUCUUGACAAAAACAAGAGCUGAGACUUGAAUCGAGGAGGAGGGGAGCAGUGUGUCUGAUGCCUUCAGCACAGGCUCUUUCCCUUUUCUUUUCUAAAAGCCAUUUAGAGAAUGAAGUCGCUCCGUCGUCAUCCAUGUAGGAUGUUGCUCUCUUUGCACGUCGUUUUCCUGAGCGCAGCCUUGGUGGACGGCAGCGUGUUAAAUGCAGACCAAAAAGACUGCAUUGAGUCCAACGGAGUGGGAUACAGAGGAGUCCAGCAGAGUUCCUCUUCAGGCCUCACUUGUCUAAAGUGGACCAACGCAUCCACUCAAUAUGACCCACUGACAGGUGUGGGAGAUCACAAUUACUGCCGAAACCCGGACUCCUCCGAGAGGCCUUGGUGCUACAUUACAGGCCCCGAUGGGAUGGUCCAGAAGCAGUUUUGUUCCAUCGAGAAAUGCCGAGUGCUCACUUCCAGUGAGGAUCCAAAGACGGCCGAGCCGACGGCAGCCACUCCCUCCCCAGACACUGAUAUCCCACCAAAGACGCAAGGAGACGCAGCGGCCGUUGCCGGGCAGCCAGUGAUGGGAAUUAGCCAGAGGGUGCGAACCGGACCCAAAAAGAAAAAAGAUCUGGGCACGCUCGGCUAUGCCCUGGGCAUCGUCAUGAUGGCCGUUAUAAUCGUUCUCGGCGCGGGCAUCACGUUUGGCUACUUCUACAAAAGGGGCAGAGACCUAAAGAAGCAGCAUGAGCAGCGGGUGUACGAGCGGGAGAUGCAGAGGAUCACCCUGCCACUGUCGGCCUUCUCCAACCCCACGUGCGAGCUGGUCGACGAGAACACUAUCGUUGUCACGGCCCGGCAUGAGACCACCCCGGUCCAGGAGGCGGCGGAGGGCGCGGACCCACUCAUCGAUCAGCAAGCGGGCACACCUGGAGCAUGAGGGACUUCCCCUCUGCCUCAGUCAGGACUUCUGUAUACACUCACUGGCCGCUUUAUUAGGGUACACCUGUCCAACUGCUCGUUAACACUUAAUUUCUAAUCAGCCAAUCACAUGGCGGCAACUCAGUGCAUUUAGGCAUGUAGACAUGGUUUAAGACAAUCUCCUGCAGUUCAAACCGAGCAUCAGUACGGGGAAGAAAGGUGAUUUGAGUGACUUUGAACGUGGCAUGGUUGUUGGUGCCAGAAAGGCUGGUCUGAUUAUUCCAGAAACUGCUGAUUUACUGGGAUUUUCACGCACAACCAUCUCUAGGGUUUACAGAGAAUGGUCCGAAAAAGAAAAAAUGUCCAGUGAGCGGCAGUUCUGUGGGCCGAAAUGCCUUGUUGAUGCCAGAGUUCAGAGGAGAAUGGCCGGACUGGUUCGAGCUGAUAGAAAGGCAACAGUGACUCAAAUAACCACCCGUUACAACCAAGGUAGGCAGAAGAGCAUCUGUGAACGCACAGUACGUCGAACUUUGAGGCAGAUGGGCUACAGCAGCAGAAGACCACGCCGGGUGCCACUCCUUUCAGCUAAGAACAGGAAACUGAGGCUACAAUUUGCACAAGCUCAUCGAAAUUGGACAAUAAAAGAUUAGAAAAAUGUUGCCUGGUCUGAUGAGCAGGCCAUUUGGGGGCCCUAAGCAAAAAAAUGCAAAGGGGCCCAUAUUUUUGGCCCACCAUUUCGUCACAGUGUACUGUGAAACCCAUACAUGCAAUCCAACCCAUACGUCCAUAUUUUGUAUAGUAAUUAGGGCUGUCAAACGAUUAAAAUUUUUAAUCAAGUUAAUUACAGCUUAAAAAUUAAUUAAUCGUAAUUAAUCGCAAUUCAAACCAUCUAUAAAAUAUGCCAUAUUUUUCUGUAAAUUAUAUUAUAUAUUCUGUAAAAUAAAUUGUUGGAAUGGAAAGAUAAGACACAAGAUGGAUAUAUACAUUCAACAUACGGUACAUAAGUACUGUAGUGGGCAUUUCACUCUACUGUCAUUUAAAUCUGUCUAUGCUGUCCUCACUCCGAAGCGUGUACUUUUUCCAAAGCUAGACAGCUAGUGAACGACGCCUUAAUAAUCAGACUUCUUCCUUUUUCAUCUGAUUUAUUAAUAAAAUGGCCUCAAAGCAUUGUCCUCUUUAGACCGUCGUAAAACUACAAAACAAUGUACACAAGCAUUGCAUUAGCAACAACGUUAGCUUAGCACACUAUACAGGUUCACUAAACAUAAACAAAAAGCGUCUCAUACAAAAAUAUAACAUUUCGCUUACUAACAUAAUAUGUACAUUCUUUACAACAACCAUACUUACGGACAAAUCUUGUCCAAGGAUCAUAUAAGCACAACAUUACAAUGUAGGCGUCAGCCCGAGACAUCGUGCAGCCAUAUUGAACUGGCAAGAAAACAAUAAACCAUGUUGCAAAGCGACCACAAGAGUUCGCUGUUAGACAGCACAAAAAGCCUUGCUGUAAAACUUACCAAAAGGCAGAGAAUACUGUCUGAGCGGGACAUGUGCGUUAAUUGCGUCAAAUAUUUUAACGUGAUUAAUUUAAAAAAUUAAUUACCGCCCGUUAACGCGAUAAUUUUGACUAAUAUUAAUCAGAUUUUUUUGCACUGCAUACUUCAAACUUCUCACUCCAAAUGAUUGUCAGAACAUAAGUAGAUAGCGCCAAACCGUUUUGUAAAAGAGGAAAGAAAGAAAGUUAAGGAAGGACUUUUAUUUUUUAAGCUUGUAAUCAAGUAUCAAAACUCACAAAAGUCAAAUAAAGCAAACUGUAGUAAACAAAAUAGUAUCUUAAUUAAACAAUUGCCAGAUUGGGGGCCCCCUAGUGGUCAGGGGCCCUAAGCAGCUGCAUAGUCUGCGUAUAGGCUGGGCCGGCCCUGCUGAUGAGUCUCGAUUUCUGCUGCGACAUUCGGAUGGUAGGGUCAGAAUUUGGUGUCAACAACAUGAAAGCAUGGAUCCAUCCUGCCUUGUAUCAACGGUUCAGGCUGGUGGUGGUGGUGUAAUGGUGUGGGGAAUAUUUUCUUGGCACUCUUUGGGCCGCUUGGUACCAAUUGAGCAUCAUUGGAACGCCACAGCCUACCUGAGUAUUGUUGCUGACCAUGUCCAUCCCUUUUUGACCACAAUGUACCCAACUUCUGAUGGCUACUUUCAGCAGGAUAAUGCACAAUGGAAUCAUCUCAGACUGGUUUCUUGAACAUGAGAUUGAGUUCACUGUACUCAAAUGGCCUCCACAGUCACCAGAUCUCAAUCCAAUAGAGCAUCUUUGGGAUGUGGUGGAACGGGAGAUUCGCAUCAUGGACUGUGUGAUGCCAUCAUGGCAAUAUGGACCAAACUCUCUGAGGAAUGUUUCCAGCACCUUGUUGAAUCUAUGCCACCAAGAAUAGAAGCAGUUCUGAAGGCAAAAGGGGGUCCAACCCGUUACUAGCAUGGCGUACCUAAUAAAGUGGCCGGUAAGUGUAUGUUCCUCUCCGGGUCUAAAAUGACCCUGGUGCCCGUUUUGAAGUCAGGAAGCAUUUUGACCUGAAGAUUAACGCCUUUUGUACAUAAGAUGUGGAUGAUGAAAAUGUUAUGUGCAUUGACCCGCUGGCUGUGCCGAGGGAGAACCGUGUAUAUAGAUAUGUUUAUAGAUUUAUAUAAAGGGAGAAAUGACAAAUG
Molecule: messenger RNA, 3732 nt
Organism: Corythoichthys intestinalis (scribbled pipefish)
Lineage: Eukaryota; Metazoa; Chordata; Actinopteri; Syngnathiformes; Syngnathidae
Gene: pik3ip1
Product: phosphoinositide-3-kinase interacting protein 1
Exons: 6
Coding region: 248-1057 (269 amino acids)
Biological process (GO): negative regulation of phosphatidylinositol 3-kinase/protein kinase B signal transduction
Molecular function (GO): endopeptidase activity; signaling receptor binding; phosphatidylinositol 3-kinase catalytic subunit binding
Source: RefSeq, a predicted model, not a curated record